Messenger RNA from Crotalus tigris (Tiger rattlesnake), 1133 nucleotides. RefSeq names its product transmembrane protein 199 (gene VMA12). The record is from RefSeq and is a predicted model, not a curated record. Gene Ontology annotation, biological process: vacuolar proton-transporting V-type ATPase complex assembly. Gene Ontology annotation, cellular component: endomembrane system. The transcript has 6 exons. Bases 39 to 686 code for a protein of 215 amino acids. Lineage: Eukaryota; Metazoa; Chordata; Lepidosauria; Squamata; Viperidae.
GAUGCGGCUAGAAGGGACCCGGAAGCUGCCUCCGAGUGAUGAAGCGUCCCCCCGGCAACGCCGCCUCCCCGGCCGGAAGCGCUGCCGGUCAUGUGACUGUCAAAAUGGCGUCGUCUGUCAAGGCCGGGCCGCCACUGCGCCGCUUCCUGUCGAGCCCCGCGGCGGGCCGUCUCCCCGAAGCGCUGCGGGGGGAACUGGCAGCGGCCCUGGCGGAGGGCGGCCUGCCCUUCGCGCUGCUCCGGAAGCUCCAGCGGGCCCUGCGGGAGGCCGGUUCCCCGGUAUAUCUUCACGAACUGUUGGAAGGUAGUGAAAUCUUUCUCCCGGAUGUGACGAAACCACCCAGGAACCCAGAAUUGGUAGCCAGGCUGGAGAAGAUCAAAGCCAAGUUGGCAAAUGAGGAAUACAAGCAGAUGACAAGGAACAUCAACAGCCAGGAGCUGAACCGCCCUGGCACCCUGGCUGAUCUCGGCAGGCAAGCCAGGUCAGCCAAAGCAGUGACCGUCACCGUCAUCAACUUCCUGGUCACCGUGGGGGCCACUUUUGCCUGCGCCUUCCUGGGCAGCUAUUACUUCUUCACCGAUAUAGCGGCAAGGGUGAUUGCAGCCGUGAUCGCAGCCUCCGUGGUGGGCCUGGCGGAGCUGUACGUGAUGGUGCGGACCAUGGAGGGGGAGCUGGGGCAGCUGUAGCCGGGGGCCGGGCUCUCAGAGGGCCCUGCAGCCUUUUCCCACGGCUCCUCCCGUGAUCUCCAUCCCAGAGAGGGGCGUCUGGACCCCCGGCCUCCCCCAGAUCCGACGGGCCACUCAGGAGCAUGACAGAGACAUGGCACUGCCUCCCCCAGCCCGGCUUCUAGGCCAGGCGGGCCCCCGCCUGCCAUCUGCACCUAGGGGUCUCCUCCCGGGGGGAGCAUCGCCGUCAUGUGGGGGUUUCUGGUGCCGAAGCCGGGGGGGGGGGAGAGAAGCCACUUUCCAGCUUGGGGCUGCUCGUCCCAUCGAUCGUGAGAGGUUUGGGGGGGCAGAGCCUGGCCUGCCAGCCAGGCAGGGUGUCCCCACCCCUUUGUGCUCCAGCUACCCAAUUCUGGUGUCCUGCGAUGAUGGUGGAACUUCGUUGUGUGCAAUAAAAAGUAACUCACAAAA